CGACAAGUUGAGAUCGACGAGCGGAGGCGGUUAGUCCGGUUUGUCGUUGCCCGUGUUUGGUGACAUCGGAAAGUUCGGCACGGUCUGUGGAUCAACGUAAAAUAUCUUGAGAACAAGUCUCCCAUCCCGGGAACGAUUUCGCGUCAGGAUGUCGCAGGAGACCUCCGUGAAGUCGUCGCCGCAAUCGCAGGUGAUCAAUUUGGCCACCUUGCCGAAUUUAAAUCUCCAACAGCUGACGAUGUUCAAGCAGCAAUUGGACCAAGAACUCGGAGUGUUCCAAGACUCUUUGCACACAUUAAAGAUUGCGCAGAGCAGAUUUCAGGAAUCGGGCUCUUGCCUCGAGAAGAUUACGUCGGACACUGAGGGCAGUGAAAUAUUGGUGCCAUUGACAGGUUCUAUGUAUGUGACUGGGAAACUAGCAGAUGCAAAUAAUGUGAUUGUUGAUAUUGGUACUGGUUACUAUGCGGAAAAAAGGAUCGAGGAUGCAAAGGACUACUUCAAAAGGAAAGUAGAGUAUGUUACCGAACAAAUGGAAAAGAUUCAGCAAGUUGGAAUCGAAAGGACUAAACUGAGAGAAGCCACGAUGGAUAUAAUAGAAGCGAGAAUUCAGCCUUCAAACUGGGAUGCACGUGGAAAACAAUAGAUUUCAAGUUAAUAAUUUUAUUUUGUUUCUCAUGAAUUAUUCGUUAUCGUCUGCAUCUAAUCUUGAUUAAAUUCAAUUGCUUUGAGGUACUACAUACAAAUGCAAUGAUUCUAUAUAAUAGCAAUAAGAUGGUUUUAUUAAGUACAAUCAAGGCAUAUAAGUUUUGUGAUAUCACCCUGUCGUAUUUCAUUUAUUCGACUUUGCUAUUCAAUAAAUCGAUACACAAUAAAUUUUUGUACA
Messenger RNA from Trachymyrmex cornetzi, 883 nucleotides. It is a transcript of the gene Pfdn5, whose product is annotated as prefoldin 5. The record is from RefSeq and is a predicted model, not a curated record. Gene Ontology annotation, cellular component: prefoldin complex; cytoplasm. The transcript is spliced from 2 exons. The coding region runs from base 149 to 643 and encodes 164 amino acids. NCBI's taxonomy places the organism in Eukaryota, Metazoa, Arthropoda, Insecta, Hymenoptera, Formicidae. Gene Ontology annotation, biological process: RNA polymerase II core complex assembly; RNA polymerase I assembly; RNA polymerase III assembly.